Molecule: messenger RNA, 1124 nt
Organism: Rhopalosiphum padi (bird cherry-oat aphid)
Lineage: Eukaryota; Metazoa; Arthropoda; Insecta; Hemiptera; Aphididae
Exons: 5
Coding region: 190-795 (201 amino acids)
Source: RefSeq, a predicted model, not a curated record
AUUUUUUCUUUAAUUCCUCAUACUACUCGUAGAAGUUUAAAAAUUGAAAAUAUCUGUUUCUGUCUGAACGUUCCGAAUACUGAAAUGUUUUUGGAAAUGAAUGUUUUAAUGUGUAUUCCAACACUACAAGUCAUACAUAUCACCGAGCUAAAUUUAUAAAUAUUCAAAGGUCUCGCAGAAAGUGAUGUUAUGAGUAAAACAAAAAAUGAAAAGUUGCUUUCACAAAAUGCAGUUUCAUUGUCAGUUGACAAUACAAGUCCCACAAAUGCUAAAUUUUGGACAGAUGAAAAUACAUCUUUUAUGUUAAAUUGUUUCCAUAAGUAUUCGAAACAAAUAGGUCCUAUGAAAAAAUUCCGAAACAAAAAGAUGAUGUGGACAAAAAUUCGACAAGAUAUAAUAAAGGAAUUAGGUUGUUCAUUUACAGAAACUCAAAUUGAAAACAGAUAUAAAACAGUUUUAAAAAGAAACAAAUCAUUGAAGAAAAAAAAAAAUACUACUGUACCAUCUCCCAAGUUGAGUAGCGUUGAUGAAGAGUUUAGUAAAAUAACAGCAUUGGAUGAUUCUAUUGAACCAUCUGUUUGUGUAGGAACAUCUAGUUCUGGACUAAAAACAAUAACCAAAGAUGUUCUACAAGAUGAGCCACAAGUUACAAAGAAGGUUAAGACUUCUCUAAAUGAUCUGCUGAUUACCUUGCACAAAAAAAAAGACGAAGAAAGACUAAAGAGACAACUGAAACGUCAAAAAUGUCACGAAAAAAAAAUGAAUAUUCUUAAAAAAAUCUUUAAUAACAAAUAGAUUUCUCUUUAUAACAUUUAUUAAUAUAUUCCUAAUUAUUAAAAUUAACAAAAUUUACAAAGUACACAACAAUUUUCGUUUUUUAAAUCCUUUUUUACAAGAUUGUAGAAUGUAGAUUGUAGUGUUCUUGGGCGUAUGUUAAUAGUUAUAUUUUCUGUAAUUCUUCUACAAGUGGUUGUUCAGGAAAGAAAUCAUCAUUAUCUGUACACAGAUUAUAUAGCUAAUAUAAAUUUUGAAUCUUUUUCAGCUAAUGAAAAAUCUAAUUGCUAUUUAAGGUUAUAUAUGUAAAUAUAUGUUCUAAGUAUCUAGAUCAUAAGAAGUUAUCACAG